AUGAAGCGACUGACAUCCAAUGAAACAAGUGGACCAUGUAAACCUAAGAUGCGUCAAAUGACCUUGGUCUCUAUCGAGAAGCCUUCACAGUCAAUAAAUGAAGAAUUGUGGGAAACUACCGUUUCUUUAUUAGUGUACACACAUCCAAAGUGUGAACCCAGUAGCAAAAUUCUAGGCUUAGAUAUGGAUGGAACAGUUAUUGUCACAUCUUCAGGAAAAGUUUUCCCAAAAGACUAUACAGAUUGGAAAUUGAUUAACGACAAUGUUGUACCGAAACUCAAAGAAUAUUUUGACAAAGGAUAUAAAGUUGUUUUGCUGUCUAAUCAAAGAGGUAUAACAAAAGGAUACCAAGAUAUCUCUAGUUUCAAGAUAAAAAUACAAAAUAUUGUGGACAAAUUAAACAUACCAAUCCAGGGUUUAUUUUCUAUCUUAGAUGAUAAGAAUCGUAAACCUCUUACUGGAAUGUGGGAUUACCUUAAUGAUAAAGGUAAUGCUGGAAUCCCUAUUGAUUUGUCCUCAUCCGUGUACUGUGGCGAUGCUGCUGGUCGUUCGACUGUUGGUAAACGUAAGCACGAUCAUUCAUGUGCCGAUCGUUUAUUUGCUCAAAAUGUUGGAAUUCGUUUUCUAACACCAGAACAACUGUGGUUUGAUCGAUUAGAUACGGAUAAAUUUGAGAUGCCUAAAUUCAAUCCAACUGAAUUGUUGACUAUUGAUCAUGAACAAAAUAGUAAAUUGCCAAUAAUUGGCAAACCAAUUAAACCAGAGCUUAUUUUAAUGGUAGGAUAUCCUGCGGCUGGUAAAUCGUAUUUUUGUAGUCAGGUGUUGAUGCCAUUGGGUUAUAAAGUAAUUAGUAGGGAUAAUGUUGGUUCAUGGCAAAAAUGUGUGCAAGCUGUUGAACAGGCUAUAUCUAAAAGCCUUUCAGUUGUAGUCGACAAUACAAAUAUGGAUUUAGAAUCACGAACACGUUAUAUUAAAAUUGCCAAGGUGUGGGAUAUACCAGUUCGUUGUUUUAUCAUGGAGACAUCAAUUGAACACGCUCAACAUAAUGAACGUUUUCGUGUCUUAACCAACUCAUCGCAUAAACCAAUCAGUCAAAUGGUUUACAACAUGAUGAAAUCUAAAUACAUAACACCGACCAUGGAAGAAGGUUAUCAAGAAAUUGUAACUAUCCCGUUCAUAUUAGAUAAGAAUAUGGAAAAUCUUUCGUUAUAUUACAGACAUGAUAAUGGAAAGCGUCCAAGCAAAGAGAAUUCCUAUUCGUUUUCAAUUGAUCAACCUUUAGCUUCAUCAACUCAACAACCUGAUACUGAUGUUGUUAUGGUUCAGUCUACAAAUAAUAACACCAUACUGAAAAAGAUCAACAAAGAUAAUAUUGAAUCCUUUUAUGAAACACAAGAAUGGUAUUUAAAAUAUUUUAGUCGUUAUUGUGAACAGAGUGAACAACAAUGCAAUCAAGUUUCCUCUAAUGAACAAAAUAAUCCUAAAACACUUAUGUCAAAACAUCAACAAGAUGAAACGAUGGAAAGGGAACAACAACAACAAAAUGCAUGGGAAACAUGGACAGAAGAAACUGACAUCAAAUUGAAGAUACGUUUAGCUGGUUUUGGGCAUUUAUGCAUUUUACGUGGUAAAAUGAUACUUGAAUCAUAUUUUCUAAUUAUGUCAAAAAAAUGGAUGAAGGCAGUAAUUGUUGGUGGAUAUGAGAUGAUGAUUCAAAUAAAACAAUCCAAUCGAAUAAAACGAUUUCGAAUGACAUUUCUUAAUGAAACUGAUGCAAUGGAUUGUUUUAUGAAUUUAUCCAAAUUCGCUACUACUACUAAUACCGUUGGUAAUCAUAAUCAUAAUAAUAAUAAUAAUAAUAAUAAUAACCAUGAUAAUUCUACUUUACUCAAUAACAAUGAAUACAUGAAAAAUGAGAAUAAUACAUCAACAGAAACUAUUCUAAAUAACAUGUUGAAUCAUUCUAUUCAAUUACCAGAAAGUUGGUCUACUGAAUGGCCAACUCAAAGUCUCGAAGGUCUUAUACGACUAUGUUUGAUUGAUCCGAAUUUUCCAGGAUUUGUAAAUCAUAUUGAUAAUAUCAUGAAAAAAUUUACAUGUACAAUGACUGACUGA
Messenger RNA from Schistosoma turkestanicum, 2115 nucleotides. The record is from the annotation of a GenBank genome assembly. NCBI's taxonomy places the organism in Eukaryota, Metazoa, Platyhelminthes, Trematoda, Strigeidida, Schistosomatidae.